GAGUGUUGGAAAAUACUCGAAUGCUUCAAAAUUAUCGAUAACUCUUGAAGACACCGGGCUGCCAUCCCUGGUCAAUGUUUUUUACACGAGUAGGCUUCUAUUUGGACUAAGACUGAUACACAAAAUGUCAGAGGAAGCACUUGCAGGCGUGCCACUGGUGCACAUCAGUCCCGAGGGCAUCUUUAAGUACAUUAUGAUCAAUGUCAUCGACGGAGGAGAUGCUUCCAAGGCGGUGAUUCGCGGCUUUUCGGAUUGCGAAUGGCAUGCCGACAUCUUCGAUCGCGAGGAGAAGGUCUUCAAGAAACUGGGACUGCGUGCCGAAUGUCCUGGUGGCGGCCGCAUCGAGCACAAUCCCGACAAGAAGUACAUCAAGGUCUACGGGUACUCCCAGGGCUUUGGAAAAGCUGAUCACGCCCAGACGAAACGCAUCCUGUCCACCAAAUACCCCGAUUAUACAAUCGAAACCUCAGAUGAAGGAUAUUAGCUGCAAUUAAAGCAUGAAAACGGAGUCUUACUACCCGAAAAUCAUCCUACGAUCCCAUGAGCCAUGACUUUUAUAGAAAUGUCAUUUGAAAUUUUCGAAUUUACUUUGUAACACAGUUGGUCAGGAGCUGUGCUCAUUACUAAACCUUUCGGAUCUAAAUUAUUGUUGUGUAGAAAUUCCACUUGUAUUCCCUUUGAAAAAUAAAAUGAAAUUAAUCAAGUC
Drosophila biarmipes is the source of this 706-nucleotide messenger RNA. RefSeq names its product sex-regulated protein janus-A. Bases 125 to 484 code for a protein of 119 amino acids. The record is from RefSeq and is a predicted model, not a curated record. The transcript is spliced from 4 exons. Gene Ontology annotation, molecular function: protein histidine phosphatase activity. NCBI's taxonomy places the organism in Eukaryota, Metazoa, Arthropoda, Insecta, Diptera, Drosophilidae. Gene Ontology annotation, cellular component: cytosol. Gene Ontology annotation, biological process: peptidyl-histidine dephosphorylation.